Messenger RNA from Salvia hispanica, 1338 nucleotides. The record is from RefSeq and is a predicted model, not a curated record. Lineage: Eukaryota; Viridiplantae; Streptophyta; Magnoliopsida; Lamiales; Lamiaceae.
CCUUUACCUUUUGCAAUAAAGCAAAAAAUACCUUAAAUAAAAAUUAAACCUUGAAUACCACUCAAAAAUAAAUAAAAAAAUUAAAAACUCACACAGCAUCCUUCCCCUGUUUCAAUUUCCCCCUUUUCUCCUUCAAGUCUUCCCACCUUCUUCAAUCAAUCAACUCCUCACACACUCCAAAAACUUCAACCAAAACGAUGCUCGAAUCUUGAAAUCUCACACAAGUCUUCGAUAAAUCAAAAAGGGUGAGAAUAAAAAACGUUUCUUGAUGGAUCCGAAGAGCUCUAAGCUGCCGCAGGAGAUGGUGAACAACAACAACAACGGAGAGAACAGAGAGGUGAAUAAUUUGCAGAUUGUGGUAGUCGAGAAGGACGACUCGAAGAAGCACGCGCUCGGUCCCAAGCGGAGCUCCAACAAGGAUCGCCACACCAAAGUCGAGGGCCGCGGCCGCCGAAUUCGGAUGCCGGCCCUCUGCGCCGCCAGAAUUUUCCAAUUGACCCGAGAAUUAGGGCACAAAUCCGACGGCGAGACCAUCCAGUGGCUGCUGCAGCAGGCCGAGCCCUCCAUCAUCGCCGCCACGGGGACCGGCACCAUCCCCGCCUCCGCUUUAGCCGCUGCCGGCGCCGCGAUUUCCAGCCAGCCCACCUCGAUUUCGUCGGGCCUUCACCAGAAAAUCGAAGAAUUGGGGGUUAAUUUGGGCGGGAGCCGGAGCCCCUGGCCUGUGAUUGGGGCCAAUUUGGGGAGGCCGAGCACGGGACUAUGGCCGCCCCCGGGGUUCGGGUUUCAUACAUCCUCAUCCUCUGCGGCGUCGUCUGGUCCGUCAAUGGCGGCGGCGGAGAAUCCUAGCUAUCUCCAGAAAAUGGGUUUCGCCGGAUUUGAGCUGCCCGGGGGGAAUAUGGGGCCCAUGAGUUUCACCUCAAUUUUGAGCGGGGGCAGCGGUCAGCAGCUGCCCGGAUUGGAGCUUGGAUUGUCACAAGAUGGAAAUAUUGGAGUGCUGAAUUCUCAAGCAUUUGGGCAGUUUUAUCAGCAGAUGGCGCCGGCGGCGCGUGUCUCCCACCACCAUCUAAAUCAUCAUCAGCAGCAGCAGCCUCACCAACAACAGCAGUCGCCGAAGGAUGAUGAUUCUCAAGAAUCAGGGCAGUAGAUUUGGCUGAAAAACUGAAACUUUAAUACUGAAAAAAAUGGUUGCUUUGGUUUUUUUGGGAAUGAAUUGUGAGGGUGAUUGGUUUUUCUUUUUUCUUUAAUUUUUUUUUGUUGCAUUAGUGUAAAAAAUCUCAAGAAUGAUAGAUAUGUUCAUCCUACCCUCAGAUAGAUACCAAUUUAUUUUAGUUUCUGGCU